UACGAAGUGGAUCUGUUAAAAGACAAGCUGGAGGAUUUGACAGACUUCAAUGCCUCUCUGCACAAGGCGUUCCUGGAGAAAAAACGGGAUUUGGCCUACGAGCGUAUGCAAGUGGCUGAACUCAACCAUCGUUUGGAAUUUGCACGCAAACAAAUCGAGGCACGUGAUCAACUUUUAAUCGAUCACGAUCUAAUCCUAUUGGGUGGAUCGGGCGUGGACGAUGCUCCUCCGCUCCCGGAUGAUCAAAAACCACCGCCCGACGCAGAUGACGAUAUCCUCACGAAUACGACUGGCAAUCGGAUAGAAAAAUCAGAAAAACGUGUCCCGAACGGGUUUUCGGAGCACGGACAGUCGAAGAAGGAGUCGCCUCCGACAAUGGCCUUGAUUUCCAAAUCUACAGCAGAGCUGCUCAACAGUCUUGGAGAAUCCGAUCUCGGUAAUUCGAUUUCAUUGUUCAUAUGA
Messenger RNA from Echinostoma caproni, 462 nucleotides. Lineage: Eukaryota; Metazoa; Platyhelminthes; Trematoda; Plagiorchiida; Echinostomatidae. The record is from the annotation of a GenBank genome assembly.